Molecule: messenger RNA, 308 nt
Organism: Leptosomus discolor (cuckoo roller)
Lineage: Eukaryota; Metazoa; Chordata; Aves; Leptosomiformes; Leptosomidae
Source: RefSeq, a predicted model, not a curated record
AUGAGCCGCCGCGUGGUGCGCCAGAGCAAGUUCCGGCACGUCUUCGGGCAGCCGGUGAAGGCCGACCAGAUGUAUGAGGACAUCCGUGUCUCCAAAGUGACGUGGGACAGCUCCUUCUGUGCCGUCAACCCCAAGUUUGUGGCCAUCAUCGUGGAGUCCGGCGGUGGGGGGGCCUUCAUGGUCCUGCCCCUUGCCAAGACAGGACGGGUGGACAAGAACCACCCGCUGGUGACGGGGCACACGGCGCCCGUGCUGGACAUCGACUGGUGUCCCCACAAUGACAACGUCAUCGCCAGCGCCUCGGAGGA